GUUCUACUCCAGCAGUAUUACAUUUUUAGCCUGGUUGGGUUCAAUCACGCAAUGACACAUUUUGACGUUAAUUAUGUGUUGUAUUUCACAUUUAAAGUGGAAUUAUUUGAGUAUAUAUGUAUCCAUUUUACACACACAUACAAAUAAAGGUCUUCAAAUAAAUGACCCAUCAAAAACCCUUCCAAACAAUAAAUGAUGAUUAAAAGGCAUUUUUUGAUGCAAUUUUCCAUUUUGUUAGUCCAAUUUAAAAUUAAAUUUGGCCAAUUUUUUACAAUUGAAUUAUUGAAAUAUUUAAUUGUGAAAUCUUUUUUUAAUUUUUCUAAAGAUAUGUGCAAUUUUAUAAUAAUUCUGAAUUUAGUGUCUCAUAUUGUUCUGUUCUGCUUUUCUACAAUCACUAUUUUAAUUGUGUAAUUUUUUUUUAUGUUUGUCCUUUUGAUUAUUAUCCGAAUAUUAAUUGAAAACGCCUUGUGCGUUUAUUCGAACAAAUACAGUAUUUGCUCGUGCAGUCAAUCCAGGAACAGUACGUGUAGUAUUUCUAUGAUAGGAUCUGUGGCAAAAUUAAUGUAAGAAAAAAAUAAUCGGUCUGCCGCCCUCAAUCGGCAAGCGUGGGAAUUCUCAAGAUUCUGCGGGUUUGUUAUUUGUAAUGUAUGUUGAUUCCUUUUAAAGAAAGAAGACAUAAAUAAUGGAAAGUCCCAUAACUAGCUGUAGGAGCUCUGAGAGACUUAAAAAGAAGUACAGCAAGGUGUUUCAUCUACCCGACAGGAAGGAGUAUCUGGACACCAUAAAAGAUGCGACUCCAUUGAAGUCCUUCACAGAAUUGAGGCCCAGGAAGCUUAUUAAUUACUUUGUAACUGGAAGAAGCCGGUACAACAACACAGAUGGACAACCGCUUAGUGAAGAUGAUGAUGACCUGCUGGAUUUCAUCAAAGACUCCAGUGAAUCUGAUGAUUGGGAAGUAGUCCAUGAAGGGUCAUCUGAUGAAUCUGUUGAAGAAGAACACAAAAGACAAAGAAAGCCAUCAGUUGAAUCUGAUGAAUCAGAUUCAGAAGAUUCUGAUCAAUUAAUUGAUUAUGAUGAAUUAGAUGACAGCAAUAGUAUACUGCCUACCAGAAAAAGAAUUCAAACACAGAUAAGUUCAUCAGAUGAAGAAAAGUUGAAGAAGGUGCAGAGGAAGAGAAUGAGGCUGAGGAAGAGAAUGAGGCCUAAAAGAAAAUCAGCUUUUUUAGGUAAUUUUUAUUCUCAUGAUGAAUUGUCCGAAGACUCGGAGUCACCUUAUGAAUCAAAGAAAUCUUUAAGAGAAAACCGCAGCUCAAAACCCAAAGUUACACAAGGUAAGAAAGAAAUAGGAGGAAGGAGAUUGACAAGAAGAAAGAGAUGGGAUGAACCUGUCACUCGAUCAGACGAUCAUGUCUACCAAAGAACAACACAUUGUAAAAGGAAAAGAAUUACAUUUGUUGAAAGCAACAAUGAGGAGAUGAAACUCAGUGAUGUGGAACAUUCAGCUCAUGCCAAAGAGGCAAAUAGCAAGGCACAUAAAACACCUGUUAGCGGAAGUUCACCUUAUGAGGAUGUUCAACCAAAAAUAGCAGAAGAAAAGAAAAGAAAUGUAAUAGAUGAUGAAAGUGAUGAAAGUGAUGAUGAGAUUAUUUUUAACUUUAAUAUCAGAUCAUCAACUCACCAGGGGUCUGCGCUUAAAACUGAACCAAGUAAGGUCAAUACCAGAAUGGCGGAAGCUCAAGUAAAUACGGUACAGCUCCCAAUGUGUGAAUCUUCAUCUGAUGAGGAUUUUCAUGAAAAGAGAAAAGAAGGAAAGAUUAGGAGAAUUAUUGAUAAUGACAGUGAUGCUGAGGACAACCCGAAUGACCAAAGAGAGACAUUGAUGACGAUGAAAUUACGAUCACAAAUUAAUCAUCCUUCACCAGAAGUGAAGCCACUUGUUGAUGAUCACAGUGAUGAUAAGACUUCAAAAUACAAAGUAUUAAUACAUCUCGAAGGUAUUGGGAAUACAGUUGAUGCAAAGAAAGUGAGUAACCAGGUAAAUAUUAAUAGAGUAUCAUCUGUGUACGAGACUCCAUCUGAUGACAACGUUCAGCCGAAAAUUAAAAAAGGAGAAAUGGACAAAAAAAAAGCAAAGACUCGAGUACAUAAAGCUAAGCAACCCUUGUGUGAUUCUUCAUCUGAUGAAGAGUAUCAUGAAAAGGGAAAAGAAGGAAAGAAUACAAGGAUUGUUGAUGAUGACAGUGAUGUUGAAGGCUAUUUGAAUGAUCAAACACAGUCAUCAAUAAAGACCAAAUUGAGAUCAGGCAUCAGUCGUUCCUUUCCAGAAGAUUCUUCGUCUGAUCAAGAUUUUCAACCAAAGAGAAAAGCAAGAAAGAAUAUGAGGAUUAUUGAUGACAGUGAUGUUAAGGACAGUCAGAAAGAGCAAACAGGUACUUUGACGAGGGCCAAGUUAAAAUUACGUGCAAGUUGUUCCUUGUCAGAGGUAAAUUCACCUCUGCACGAUUCUUCAUCUGAUGAAGAGUUUCACCACAAGAGAAAAGCAGGAAAGAAUAUGAGGAUUAUUGAUGACAGUGAUGUUGAGGAGAGUCAGAAAGAGCAAAAAGGGACAUUGACGAGGGCCAAGUUAAAAUUACGUGCAAGUUGUUCCUUGUCAGAAGCAAAUUCACCUCUGCAUGAUUCUUCAUCUGAUGAAGAGUUUCACCCAAAGAGAAAAGCAGGAAAGAAUAUGAGGAUUAUUGAUGAUAGUGAUGUUGAGGAGAGUCAGAAAGAGCAAACAGAGACAUUGAUGAGGGCCAAGUUAAAAUUACGUGCAAGUCGUUCCUUGUCAGAAGCAAGGUCACCUCUGUAUGAUUCUUCAUCUGAUGAAGAGUUUCACCCAAACAGAAAAGUAGGAAAGAAUAUGAGGAUUAUUGAUGACAGUGAUGUUGAGGAGAGUCAGAAAGAGCAAACAGAGACGUUGAUGAGGGCCAAGUUAAAAUUACGUGCAAGUCGUUCCUUGUCAGAAGCAAGGUCCCCUCUGUAUGAUUCUUCAACUGAUGAAGAGUUUCACCCAAAGAGAAAAGCAGGAAAGAAUAUGAGGAUUAUUGAUGACAGUGAUGUUGAGGAGAGUCAGAAAGAGCAAAAAGGGACAUUGAUGAGGGCCAAGUUAAAAUUACGUGCAAGUUGUUCCUUGUCAGAAGCAAGAUCACCUUUGCUUGAUUCUUCAUCUGAUGAAGAGUUUCACCCAAAGAGAAAAGCAGGAAAGAAUAUGAGGAUUAUUGAUGACAGUGAUGUUGAGGACAGUCAGAAAGAGCAAAAAGGGACAUUGACGAGGGCCAAGUUAAAAUUAUGUGCAAGUCGUUCCUUGUCAGAAGCAAGGUCACCUCUGCAUGAUUCUUCAUCUGAUGAAGAGUUUCACCCAAAGAGAAAAGCAGGAAAGAAUAUGAGGAUUAUUGAUGACAGUGAUGUUGAGGAGAGUCAGAAAGAGCAAACAGAGACAUUGACGAGGGCCAAGUUAAAAUUACGUGCAAGUCGCUCCUCGCCAGAUAAACGUUUUUAUACAAAGGAAGCUUAAAAUCACAUAUGAUGAUAAUUAUAGUGAUUGUGAUAAUGGUGAUGAUGAAUAAGUAUGGUGGUGAUGAUAAUUAUUGUGAAAAUAAUUAUGAGAAUGGAUGACAAUAAUGAUAUGAUAUUAAUUAAUUAUGCAGAGUAAUUAUCAAGUAUAGGCCACUGUACAGUAUUAGUGGUAGAGGCAAUGCCAGCCUAGCCCAUGGCUGACUUGGGCCAGGGAUCUACCAGUGGUCAAUAUCCAUUGGUCAGAAUGUCAGUUCUGGAAGACAAUUUGAUUCCAUAUCCGGAAUGUUAACUUUAAGUUGAUAUAACAUAUGUACAAAACAUAAGCUUAACAGGGUAGGUACCUCUAUAGCAAAAGCCUAGUCCUCAGUGUAUAUUGGGAGACAAUCCUCUAUUUUGGUUCGUGUGCCAAGUGCUUUUUGUGCUACUACUCUGGACACUUGACCAUUUGCUUCAUGUCACACCUAACACUUUUACAAAAAAGCAGGUUGUAUGCAAAAUUCAGUCUCUCUGGUGGUUGGGAUGGCAUGCAAAAACUGAGGAUAAUUGGCUGUGGUUAGGAGUCUUUUCAAGACGGGGUCCUGUCCCUCUUUUGGGUGCUACCGUUCUCCAUGCCUUGCAUGAAAUGAUUUAAGGGCAUCUGUAUAAUAUUACAUUAUAGUAUGAAUUAAUGAAUUUGUGAUGACUACGGCAGCGAUGAUGAUGUUGGUUCGUUAACAAUUCAUUUAUGGAAUUCAAAUGAUUAAUGGAUAACUACAUUCAAUAAUAACAGGAUUAAUUUGAAUUGAAUUACUGUGUAUAUUCCUGAAAACAGAAAAUAAAUUUGAUAUAUUGAGAAAAUA
Anneissia japonica is the source of this 4394-nucleotide messenger RNA. RefSeq names its product dentin sialophosphoprotein-like. The coding region runs from base 683 to 3553 and encodes 956 amino acids. NCBI's taxonomy places the organism in Eukaryota, Metazoa, Echinodermata, Crinoidea, Comatulida, Comatulidae. The transcript has 3 exons. The record is from RefSeq and is a predicted model, not a curated record.